AUGGCCAUUUAUUCUCAUCAUCCUCUUCAUCACCAUCGCAAAUCUAAUGAGUUCUCAUCCGGUAGGAAGACAGGCGAUGAUGUAGAUGGUGACGUUGGGAGUGAUAAUAAUGAUGAUAGCUUAAUGAUCAUUCUGUGGCCUUCCUUGCCUGCAUCAACUUUGCAAAGACCAUCAAGUGGACUGUCACCUGUAUAUUUAAAUAUCCACAAAUCAUCUAACGAUGUUCAGUGGUAUCACAGUUUAUUGAAAACAGCAGCACUGCGACGUAACAGCAGUAGCAACAUCACCAGCAGUGUAUCAAACAUUCAGUUGACACCUUCGAAAUUCAGCGCUACAUCAGUCAGGCAGCACAGUGAUUUUGAAAAACUGGUUCAUAAUUUGCUACUAUCAACUGAUGGGCAUCUGUCAUCCUUCGCAUCAGCAGCUUCAACAUCGGCUUCAUCAUCGUCACCUGCCACAACCACACGUUCCACGACGACCACCACCGCGCAUGCACUCUGGAAAGAUCCUCUGCUCCUUCCAUCCAAACAACCUCUCACUCACUCCAUUCUCACCAUGCACAAUCCAGAGUUAGAAAAAGUUGCCAGGGACAUUUUUGAUACUAUAUUGAAAUUUAUGCUCCUACCGUUGGACUCCAUUGAUAUGGAUAAGAAGGUUGGUCUGGUUCAGUCGAUCUUCGAACUCUGCAUUCGUAAUCAUCAAUGUCUGAAGGAUGAGCUCUACUGCCAGCUCAUCAAACAAACCGCUCACGUGGUCAGCCACAUACAAUCUCAACAACAGCAUCACAAAACUUUGGGGACGUUACUUUGUGGUGGUCAUCAUUGGUUCUUGUGCGAUUCAUCUCCAACAUCACCUCUCAACUCCACCAUAGAAUCAUCUGACCUCAAGUUAACCUCUCCAAACAGCCAAUCAGAAUCUUCCAUUCAAGCUUGGCAGUUAUUGGCCAUGGCUAUCCCGUUAUUUUUGCCGGCGAGGUGUUCAAUAAGAUGGCUACUGAGAACCUAUCUGCAAAGAAGCUCCGAUAGCAAGUCGGAGUCAGGGAAAUUUGCUUCAUUUUGUGAGAGGGCAGUGGAACGCACGAUGAAGAAUGGUCCCAGAUGCCACCCACCAUCCCACUUGGAGGUCAUAUCCGUCUUGUCUCACAACCCUUACCACCACUCGCAACCCAUCAGCAUUCCCAUCCAUCUUCCAAACAAUUCUUACCAGGUUGUGAGUUUCGAUGGUUCAACUACCAUACUGGAACUGUUGAAGACAUUAAAUGAGCAGCUGAAUAUGAGGUCACACACACAGUCAGGCUAUGCACUGUUUGCCUGUAACUCUAAUGCUCAAGAACAACUUAUAUGCUGCCACGAUUACAAGACAAAGAUAUGCGAUGUCUUGUCAUUUCUGGAAGCUAAAUUCAAUAUGAACAGCAAGAGCAAGCACGAUAGGAAUCCUGUGAAACUCAUUUAUAAAAAUAGGUUGCCUUACGUUACAUUAUCUGAACACGAUUGUUUCAGAUUGUACAUGAGGCACAAUCUACAGCACGAAACAUCGAAAGAGAUGUUGUUGUGCUGUUACCAACUCAAUGAGCAGAUCUGCAGUGCAUUCAUGCCUAUCAGCUGGUCCCUCGCCGUCGAACUGGCCGCGUUGAUGGCCCAAAUUGAAUUUGGUGAUAUAAAGAUAUCGUCAGACGUUAAACCAGCAAAAACAUCAUCGACUUCAUCUUCUUCAUCGUCAUCAUCGCAUCUCAUCAUCUUGGCGCAGGUCAUUGAGAGAUUUUUUCCUCAACAUCUUCUAUCUGAAUAUUCAGCUGAUGUCAAGAAGAACAGAGACUCAAUGGAAUCGAGGCUUGUCGACAGUUGGUUCAAAUUGCGAGGUAAGGCAUCGAGUGAUUGCGUGCGCGUUUAUCUGACGGUGCUUAGGAGGUGGGAGUUCACUGGGGCUGCCAUGAUGCAUGUUAAAUCGAUCAGAAGUGAGGGAGGUGGUGUUGAGGAUGUCAUAUUGGGCGUUCAUUGUGACGGUGUUUGUGUCCUACACUGCAAAACGCUGUCGAUCGUCAUCACCUUCGUCCUUCCAUGUGACCUCAUCUUCAUCUUCCUACAAACGCCAUUCCUUCAUCGUCAGCAAAAGCCAAGCUCAAGAGAUUACCAACUUGAUGGCUGA
Messenger RNA from Helobdella robusta, 2145 nucleotides. RefSeq lists its product as hypothetical. The coding region runs from base 1 to 2145 and encodes 714 amino acids. The transcript is spliced from 14 exons. The record is from RefSeq and is a predicted model, not a curated record. Gene Ontology annotation, cellular component: cytoskeleton. Lineage: Eukaryota; Metazoa; Annelida; Clitellata; Rhynchobdellida; Glossiphoniidae.